Osmerus eperlanus (European smelt) is the source of this 2717-nucleotide messenger RNA. Its product is annotated as trichohyalin-like. NCBI's taxonomy places the organism in Eukaryota, Metazoa, Chordata, Actinopteri, Osmeriformes, Osmeridae. Bases 218 to 2629 code for a protein of 803 amino acids. Gene Ontology annotation, molecular function: GTP binding. The transcript has 6 exons. The record is from RefSeq and is a predicted model, not a curated record.
GUAUUACUGCAGUGUAAUAUAUCUAACAUGUCAGUUCUCCAUCAUUGUUUCAGUUGAACAGUAUUUACAACGUGAGAGCCCAGAGGACAAGAGGAGAAGAGAGGAAUCUGCUUGUUUGCUUGAAAUACAGCUGGACUACAAACGUCCAGAGGACAUUUACAGACUAAUAGAGGACAGGAACCAGAAGCUGAAGGAAAAAGAGACACAACUGGAUGACAUGACCCAGCAGGUGAGAGAGAAGGAGAGACAACAGGAGGAGCUUAGAAAAGACCUGCAGGACAAGAACAACCAAGUAGAGAAGCUCACAGUCCAACUGCAGGAGAAAGACUCUGAACUGGAGGAGAGGAACCAGAGACAGAGAGAAAAGGAGGGAGAAUUAGAAGAGAGAGACCAGCAACUGGUGAGACUAGACAGUGAAUGUAAAGAGAGAGAGAAGAGACUGGAAGAGAAGGACAAACAACUCGAAGAGAGAGACCAACGACUGGAGAGACUGGAGAGUGAAGGUAAAGAGAGAGAGAAGAGACUGGAAGUGAAGGACAAACAACUAGGAGAGAGAGAUAAAGUGUGUGAAGAGAAAGACAAGCAGCUGAAGGAGAAAGAUGAUGAACUAAAGAAGAGGCAGGAGGAACUGGGAGAGAAAAACAAACAACUAGAAGAGAGAGACCAACGACUGGAGAGACUAGAUAGUGAAGGUGAAGAGAGAGAGAAGAGACUGCAAGAGAAGGACAAACAACUAGGAGAGAGAGAUGAACUGCUGAAGGAGAGAGAUAAAGUGUGUGAUGAGAAAGACAAGCAGCUGAAGGAGAAAGAUGAUGAACUAAAGAGGAGGCAGGAGGAACUGGGAGAGAAAAACAAACAACUAGAAGAGAGAGACCAACGACUGGAGAGACUAGAUUGUGAAGGUGAAGAGAGAGAGAAGAGACUGGAAGAGAAGGACAAACAACUAGGAGAGAGAGAUGAACUGCUGAAGGAGAAAGACAGACAUGUGGAAGAUGUCAAAAAUGAAAACAUUAAACUUGCACAGCAGAUAUGUGACCUAAACACUGAGGUAGAGAGACAGAGAAAUGAGUUAUCAGUUAAAACCACUGAGAGAGGAGAGAUCUCAGAAGCAGAACCCAAACUACCAAUCAGGAGGAGACGCAGCAGGGAGCAUCUUCCAUCUAUGGGAGGAGAGACCCCAGAUACAGACCCACCACUACCACAGGAUGAAGGUUCUACUGUGGUCCCUGUAGUCAGGAGGAGACGCAGCAUGGAUUACCCUCCACACAUGGGGGGAGAGAGCAGCAGUCCAGACCCUCCAGUGUCUCCCAGUGUGUCUGAGCUGAGACUGGUGCUGCUGGGGAGGACUGGGGCUGGGAGGAGGGCAGCAGGAAACACCAUCCUGGGCAGAGAGGAGUUUAGGGCCCAGGACAGCCCCUCUGCAGUCACCCAGAGGAGCAGGAGGAGAGAGGGGGACGUGUGUGGGAGACGGCUGGUGCUGGUGGACACUCCAGACUGGUUCUGCCCUGGACUCUCUCUGGAGGAGAUGAGACAGGAUGUGGGGCUGUGUGUCCGUCUGUCCGCCCCGGGACCCCACGCCUUCCUCCUGGUCGUACCAGUGGAGCCCUCUGAGGGGGAGGAGAGAGGAGCCAUGGAGAGAAUGGAGGACAUGUUUGGAGAGGGUUGUUGGGGACACACUGUCAUUCUGUUCACCCAUGAUGACAGUCUGAGAGAGCAGAGCAUGGAGGAGUUUCUCCAAACAGGAAGUCAGGACCUCCAGCAGCUUGUAGAGAAAUGUGGGAACAGGUACCACGUCCUCAACAUUAAGGACAGGGCCCAUGGCACUCAGGUCCCAGAGCUGCUGCACCAGGUAGAGGAGAUGGUGGCAGGAAACAGAGAGAGCUUCUACAGCAGUCAGACCUACCAGGAGGCAGAGGCCCAGGUCAGAGAGAUGGAGGGAAAGAUUCAGAGGGAGAGAGAGGAGAAGAUACAGAGGGAGGAGACAGAGAGGAAAGAGAAGUUUGAGACAGAGCUGCAGAACUCUCUGAAGAAGAUAGAGGGAGUGAUCCAGGAGCACGAGGGAGACAUCAGAACACUCAGCCAUCGAACAUCUGAACUGGAGAGACAGGUGAAGGAAGAGAGGGAUGAGGAGAAGAAGAGAGAGCUGGAGAGGGAGCUGAAGAGAGAGACUGACCGGAGAGAGGAGAUGGAGAGAAAGCUGGAGAGAUUUAGAGAGAAGAGAGAGAAUGAGAGGAGGGAGAGGGAGGAGAGACACAGGCAGGAGAUGGAGGAGUUCAGGGAGAACUAUGAAGGAGAGGCCAGAGUUGAAGCAGAGAGAAACCUGAUGAAGGUGGUCCUACCUGAGCUACAGAGGAGCAUCAUGAUCUCACACACUAAGAUGCAGAGAGACUUCAGCAGACAAAUGCAGGAGAAGAAUAGAGACAUGGAGGUGAAGGAUAGAGAGAUGGAGAGACUUAAGUACAAAUUAAUAGAUCUCAGUACUAAGUUUUUAGAUGAAGUCCAUGAAGUCAGUGCAUGGAACAAGUCUCACCUAGGACCAGAGGAGGAGGGGGUGGAGGAAGAGGAGGAGGAGGAAGGGCUUACUGAAACAACUCCUCUCCUUAGAGGAGAGACUGAGCAGCUGACAUAGCCAGAGAACUGAGAUUGUUUCAUACUGUGACGAUGUCUGUACAUAUACUUUUACGCUGUGUAUCUGCCGUUAAACGUGUUAAGAUCCU